Messenger RNA from Chaetomium globosum CBS 148.51, 462 nucleotides. RefSeq lists its product as uncharacterized. NCBI's taxonomy places the organism in Eukaryota, Fungi, Ascomycota, Sordariomycetes, Sordariales, Chaetomiaceae. The record is from RefSeq and is a predicted model, not a curated record. Gene Ontology annotation, biological process: cell motility; actin filament severing; actin filament depolymerization. Gene Ontology annotation, cellular component: cytoplasm; actin cortical patch; actin cytoskeleton. Gene Ontology annotation, molecular function: actin filament binding. The transcript has 4 exons. The coding region runs from base 1 to 462 and encodes 153 amino acids.
AUGACUUCCAGAGCGACCGUCAACCAAGAAUGCAUAGAGGCCUACAACAGUCUCAAGCUCAACAAGAAGUACAAGUACAUCAUCUUCAAGCUGUCCGACGACUUCAAGGAGAUCGUUGUCGAGAGCACUAGCGAUGACGCCCCUGAGUACGACGACUUCCGCGAAAAGCUCGUCAAGGCCCAGUCCAAGACCAAGUCUGGCACUGUGUGCAAGGGUCCCCGUUACGCCGUCUACGACGUCGAGUACGAGCUCGCGUCUGGGGAGGGCAAGCGGAACAAGAUCACCUUCAUCGCCUGGUCGCCGGAUGACGCCGGUAUCCAGCCCAAGAUGAUCUACGCCUCCUCCAAGGAGGCGCUGAAGCGCGCCCUGAAUGGUAUCGCCGUUGAGAUCCAGGCCAACGACACCGACGACAUCGAGUGGGACUCGGUGCUGAAGACGGUCAGCAAAGGCACCGCCGCCUAA